Anguilla rostrata (American eel) is the source of this 3042-nucleotide messenger RNA. Its product is annotated as sodium-dependent phosphate transport protein 2B-like. Gene Ontology annotation, molecular function: sodium:phosphate symporter activity. Lineage: Eukaryota; Metazoa; Chordata; Actinopteri; Anguilliformes; Anguillidae. The record is from RefSeq and is a predicted model, not a curated record. Gene Ontology annotation, biological process: intracellular phosphate ion homeostasis; sodium-dependent phosphate transport. Gene Ontology annotation, cellular component: vesicle; brush border; apical plasma membrane.
CGAGACGGAUCAAUACACAGCAGGUAGUUUCGGGCGCGCACCUGCACCUGCACACCAGAAAGGACUACUACGCAGUCAGCGCGAGACCAACCAAGGCAACUUAGAUAAUGGGUCCACGACGGGAAGGCGAUGCUUCUUUGGAGACUCAGGAUAAUCCAGGGGGGGCCGGGGACGGGUCCAAGGAUGCUCCGAUCCUCCCGGCAUAUUCCACCGUGGCGCUGGUGGACGAGGAGCCCGAGCCGGUCGACCCCUGGAGUCUUCCGGAACUCCACGACACCGGAGUGAAGUGGGCAGAAUUGGACACGAAAGGGAAGGUUUUGCGUGUUGUGACGUCUAUCGGGAAGUUUUUCCUGCUGAUUGGAUUCCUCUACAUGUUUGUCUGCUCCCUGGACGUGCUGAGCUCAGCUUUCCAGCUGGUGGGAGGGAAGGCUGCAGGGGACAUAUUCCAGGACAACGCGGUGCUGUCCAACCCGGUGGCGGGCCUGGUGAUCGGGGUGAUGGUGACUGUGCUGGUGCAGAGCUCCAGCACCUCCAGCUCCAUCAUAGUCAGCAUGGUGUCCUCAGGCUUGCUGGAGGUCCAGUCUGCUGUUCCGAUCAUCAUGGGGGCGAACAUCGGCACGUCGGUCACCAACACCAUCGUGGCCAUGAUGCAGGCCGGAGAUCGAAAUGAGUUCCGCAGGGCGUUCGGUGGAGCCACGGUCCACGACUUCUUUAACUGGCUGUCGGUGCUGGUGCUGCUGCCUCUGGAGGUCGCCACGGGCGUCCUGUACAAGCUCACCAAGCUGAUGAUCGACUCCUUCCAGAUCCAGUCUGGCGAGGACGCUCCCGACUUGCUCAAUGUCAUCACCGACCCCCUCACCAACUCCAUCAUUCAGCUCGACAAAUCCGUGAUCAAUGAAAUUGCCACCGGUGACCCAGCAGCCAGAAACAAGAGUCUGAUCAAGAUCUGGUGCAAAACCGAGACCACUACGGUACUCAAAAAUGUGACGGUGCCUGGGCCAGAGAACUGCACCAGUGCUGCCCUCUGCUGGGUGGAGGGGAACAUAACGUGGACGACAAAGAAUGUGUCUGAGACCAUUUACCUGGAGAAGUGCCAUCACCUGUUUGCCAGUGCGAAGCUGUCGGACCUGGCGGUGGGCCUGAUCCUGCUGGCCCUGUCCCUCCUGGUGCUCUGCACCUGCCUCAUCCUCAUUGUCAAACUGCUCAACUCCAUGCUGAAGGGCCAGGUGGCCGUGGUCAUCAAGAAGAUCCUCAACACAGACUUCCCCUUCCCCUUCAGCUGGGUUACAGGCUACCUGGCCAUCUUGGUGGGAGCAGGAAUGACCUUCAUCGUCCAGAGCAGCUCGGUGUUCACUUCCGCCAUCACCCCACUCGUGGGUAUUGGGGUGAUCAGCAUUGAGAGAGCAUACCCCCUCACUUUGGGCUCCAACAUCGGCACAACCACCACCGCCAUCCUCGCUGCAAUGGCCAGCCCUGGAGAGACGCUGGCCAACUCACUGCAGAUCGCUCUGGUGCACUUUCUCAACAUCAGCUGGCAUCCUGUGUGGUACUCAUCCCGUCACCGGUGCCAUCGCAUGGCCAGGCGCUUCGAUAUCACGGGCGUACGCUGUUCGCGCCUCUACCUGCUGCUGUGCUUCCUGGUGAUGCCCAUCACCGUCUUCGGCCUGUCGCUGGCCGGCUGGCAGGUGCUGGUCGGGGUGGGCGUGCCCUUCAUCGUCCUGGUGGUGGCCGUCGUCAUCAUCAACACCAUGCAGACGCGCUGGCCUCAGCGGCUGCCCGCCGUCCUCCGCACCUGGGACUUCCUGCCCCGCUGGAUGCACUCCCUGGCGCCCUUGGACCGGGUGGUCACCGCGGCGGCGUCCUUCUGCGGCAGGCGCUGCUGCUGCUGCUGCAAGUGCUGCAAGUGCGCCGGCUCCGGGUACGACAGCGAGGGCGAGGGCGAGGGCGAGAAGAAGCCCCGCCCCCUGGAGAUGUACGACAACCCCGCCCUGACGCAGGACGGCGAGCCGGAGCUCGCCAGGAGGGACGUGGAGGGAGGGAAUGCAGGCGACCCCAAAGCGACAAAAAUGUAACGACUCUCCGGCGUAGUUCGCCCGUGACCACGACCGCGUUAGACUCCUCCCCCCAGACACACCGCCAAACCAAUCAGGAGAAUUCAGAACGCUCCGCUUUUUCUGCGCGCGUGUCAGCAUGAGCCGGUGUGGAAGCCCGGCCUGAAUCGGUUUGAUCUGGUCUGAACCGGUUUGAUCUGGUCUGAACCGAUUUGAUCUGGUCUGAACCGGUUUGAUCUGGUGUGAUCUGGAUUCUUAGAAGACUUAGAAGAGUGGCACAGAAAAAUAUUGAAAGAUUUCUAUGCUAAUUGUGCUGUACAUGUUGCGUUAUCAUGUAAGAUAGUCAAAGAAAUUAACACUGGGACAUAAUUUAUAUUGCGCUGUGUGAUAUCAUUCCACCUCCAUUUUGGCUCAGGAAGUAACCAUUUUUUUCCAUGUUGUCCUCCUUCCUGAUGGAGUUCGCACUGCUUGCAGUUGUCUAUAUGCCACUGCGUGCACCUCCAGCAAAGAGCUAAUCUUACUGGCUGUUCACUGAAAUGUAAUAAUGUGUGAGUUUUCAUCAUCUGAACAUGGGUUACUCACUAUUAUUUUUAAAUAAAAUACACCGUACAUUACAUGUUUGCUCAUUUUCAUGUGAAAUUCUCAGAAUGUUUGAUAAUAACUGGGGGUUUCUACAGCAAUAUAUCAAAGUACUAUAUUGUACUUUUAAAAAAAAAUCUUACUAAUCUGCCUCCUUUAUUAAAGAAUAAUGUGUUCAAAUACCACUUGUGAGCACCCAGCAUGUGAAGAGUACAUGAGUUCAACUGUAAAAAAUAUAAAAAUAAAAUAAUCUCCCCCGUGAAAUAAGAGCAGGAAAAGGUAACCUAUGCUAUUUUAAGUCAAGUUUUGUUUUCGUGUGAAAAUGGUGCUUUUAAAAAGUCAGUCAAGUGGAAUUUCACGAUUUAAUGCCAAAUGUAUUGUUUUCGCAUGUGGAAUUUUUCAUUUGCAUGUG